Molecule: messenger RNA, 1366 nt
Organism: Phoenix dactylifera (date palm)
Lineage: Eukaryota; Viridiplantae; Streptophyta; Magnoliopsida; Arecales; Arecaceae
Source: RefSeq, a predicted model, not a curated record
AAAUUAAUUCGGCGGGCGCCGAGCUUUUUCCCUUUGAGUGCGCCAGGGAUUAUUUUGAGACCGGGCGCUCCAUCAUGUCGUUAUCAAAACUCGGUGGGUCCGCCGCGUGCAGCCGUCCGUCGGAUCCUCUCUCCGUUCCCUCCGCCACUUCCCGUCCUCUCCUUCCGCCGUCGCCCGCCGGCCUACCAUCAGACCUGCCAAGAGUAACGCCGGAGCCCGCCGGUCUGCCGCAGCCCCUUCCAGAUAAGUUGCAAUUCGAUCAGUAUUCUAAUAUAAUGGACAAAAGUUGGAUAAAUAAGUCAAGAUCCAGCGAUGAAUAUCUGAAUGGAGUUCAAAAUUUCAUUAAAUUUGCUUUUGAGAAAUCUAAUAUGAACGGAAAUAUUUUUUGUCCAUGUCAAAAAUGUGUACAUCGUUUUGCUCUCACUCCAAAAACUGUUGAAGAACAUUUGGUGUGGAAUGGUUUUCUAAAGGGUUAUACUACAUGGAUAUUUCAUGGAGAGUCCAUGUUGCCGUCUCCAUGUAAUCAACCCUCCUAUAGAAAACACACCUCUAGUUUUGGAUCUAGUAACACAAAAAGAAAUUCCGUAGAGCUGCACAUUGGUAAAGCUGCACGAGCAUCUGAGGCGGUUCCUCACACAUCAGGCUCGAAGAGUUAUACGAGGCGUACGAGGCGUAGAGAUGAAUUCAUGGAAGAGAAUGGGAGGGAGCCUGGUAAGGUAGAGUUCUGCGGAAUGACUCACACCCACCGAGAUGGCAGCUUUGUCCAAAAGAAGUCAAAAGAUAUGGUUGCUACAUCCCUUAUUCCAGAGCAUGUCGGGGAGUCGUCAUCAUCCGGUAAGACCAAUCGCGUCGAAGCUCAAGUAUUCACCAAAUUGAUAGGCUCAGAGCGUUAUGGUCGAGUGAGGGGUUAUGGCGUUGGAGUUACUUCCACUCAGUUGUCUGCAGUGAGCAGAUAUGCUCAAGAUGCCAGACAAAGUAAUAGCACUGCAGAAAUUUGUAGUCUGAAGGCAGCGAUGGAGGAGAUGAGGCAGAGCCAUCAGACAGAGAUGGAGGAAAUGAGACAGAGCCAUCAGACAGAGAUACAAUCUUUGAGGGCUCAGCUUGACCAGAUUGCAUCUAUGUUGCAUAAGUUUAUCCCUUCUCAGGUUGCUGAUACUUCCAAUACUCGUAGAGAUGAUGAUGAUGCCGCCAUCGACCCCUGAUAGCUUUUAGACUAUUCAUUUAAGAGUUUUAUAUAUAUAUAUAUAUAUUAUGUUUUUCGAAACAAUACAUGGACAAUGUUGAUGUAAUCAUAUUUGACCAAUAUGAAUAUUUUGAAUGAUCUGUUUGAUUGUGACUUCUAUUAUUAUAUGAUUUUUGUUGUUUA